AUGAAGAAGUUGGAUUUUAAUUUCUCGCCUACACUGCAAUUGGACAUUGUUAAAAUCUCUGUUCAGCUUACAAGGAUUCUGUGUCUAGUUUACACUUCCGUAUUGAUGGACGGUUGCUUGCAUCUGGAAGCUUUGAUGGGCUUGUUAAAAUCUGGGAUGCAUCUUCAGGAGACCUCAAGUGUACACUUGAAUAUCCUAGUGGAGGCAUCGAGUGAAUCAGGUAGCAUCGAAGAGAACAUUUGGGGGAUUGUGCAGUUUGGAUGUGGCAUGCUGACAGAAGUGCCUACCUUUUAUUGGGAGAAUUUGGUAAAACAAUCUGUACUGGUUCUGAUGAUGCAACCUUCAGAAUAUGGAAUCCAAGAAGUGGUGAAAAUAUUCAUGGUGUUAGAGGAGCCAGUAGAUUUGAAAAGCAGGAGUGGCGGACAAAAAUCCUCUGCUAACCCUGCUGCAAACAGAGAUCAAAUGAAUACUCCAGCCAACCAUGACGAAGAUGAGGAUCAAGGGGAUGUGUUUCUUGAUGAAAACGACAUCGUUCUGGAAAUCAAUGUCGACGAUGAAGAUCUUCCGGAUGCAGAAGAUGCAGAUGAUGAUGCGGAAGAUGUUGAGGAAGCUGAUGAUUCCAUGCACAUAUUCACUGGUCAUACCGGUGAACUCUACACAGUUGCAUGCAGCCCAAUCGAUCCAAGAUUAGUGGCAACAGGGGGUGGAGAUGAUAAAGGAUUUAUUUGGAAGAUUUUGGAUGGUGACUGGGCUUUUGAACUUGGAGGUCACAAGGAUUCUGUGUUCAGUUUGGACUUUAGUAUGGAUGGACAGUUGCUUGCAUCUGGAAGCUUUGAUGGCCUUGUUAAAAUCUGGGAUGCAUCUUCAGGAGACCUUAAAUGCACCCUUGAAGGUCCUGGUGGAGGCAUUGAGUGGGUCAGGUGGCAUCCAAGAGGACAUGUGGUCUUGGCUGGUUCAGAGGAUUGCACAGUUUGGAUGUGGAAUGCUGACAGAGGUGCCUACCUUAACAUGUUUUCAGGUCAUGCUAGUAGUGUGACCUGUGGCGAUUUUACUCCUGAUGGUAAAACAAUCUGUACUGGUUCUGAUGAUGCAACAUUAAGAAUAUGGAAUCCAAGUAGUGGUGAAAAUAUCCAUGUUGUUAGAGGUCAUCCAUAUCAUACUGAAGGACUGACAUGCUUGGCAAUAACCUCCGAUUCAACUCUUGCUCUCACUGGUUCCAAGGAUAGUUCUGUCCACGUUGUGAAUAUCACAACUGGAAAGGUGGUUAGUUCGUUGACUUCUCACACAGAUUCAAUCGAAUGUAUUGGCCUUUCACUGAGUCCUCCAUGGGCCGCAACAGGCAGCAUGGACAAUAAGCUCAUUUUCUGGGAUCUGCAGCAUUCAUCUCCGCGCUGCACAUGUGACAACGAGGAUGGGGUGACAUGCUUGUCAUGGCUAGGUGCUUCUAAGUACAUAGCUGCUGGUUGUGUGGAUGGGAAAGUAAGAAUCUGGGAUAGCCUCUCUGGAGAUUGUGUGAGGAUCUUCAGUGGGCAUUCCGAUGCCAUCCAGUCUGUGGCUGUAUCUGCUGAUAGGAACUUCCUUCUUUCUGUUUCUCUUGAUGGUACUGCCCGAGUAUUUGAGAUCCCAGACUUCCAGUAAGCAAAACUAGCUACUUCUAUUUCUACUAUACCAAAAUGAAAUGAGUUUCUUUAUUAUGACUAUUUGUAAAAACUGUAUCGUGGCUUUGCACUUGGGCCCUUUUCUUUCUUCUAUUUAUCCAUUUGUUGCUAAUUAAGCUGUAUUGGUAAAUUUUUAUCUUGAAUUUGGAGAAAUAUUUUGAACA
This is a messenger RNA of Vitis vinifera (wine grape), 1822 nucleotides long. RefSeq lists its product as uncharacterized. Gene Ontology annotation, molecular function: protein binding. NCBI's taxonomy places the organism in Eukaryota, Viridiplantae, Streptophyta, Magnoliopsida, Vitales, Vitaceae. The transcript is spliced from 14 exons. Bases 1 to 1638 code for a protein of 545 amino acids. The record is from RefSeq and is a predicted model, not a curated record.